This is a messenger RNA of Sebastes umbrosus (honeycomb rockfish), 7405 nucleotides long. RefSeq names its product BRD4 interacting chromatin remodeling complex associated protein (gene bicra). The coding region runs from base 403 to 6105 and encodes 1900 amino acids. The record is from RefSeq and is a predicted model, not a curated record. The transcript has 15 exons. Gene Ontology annotation, biological process: positive regulation of DNA-templated transcription. Gene Ontology annotation, cellular component: SWI/SNF complex. Lineage: Eukaryota; Metazoa; Chordata; Actinopteri; Perciformes; Sebastidae.
GCAACAAAGCUGCGAUAUUCACGCUCCGCUGCGGAGCCGCAAACUGCACCGCUACCGCCGCCGAGCCGACACAUCGCUGCACGGCCCAAAAGACACAGACAUUUACCAGCGAAUUCCCAAGCAUACAGCAUACCCCCUCUCUCUCUUCAUCCAACACUAUUCCUACAUUUACUCUCCUCUAGCCAGCCAGCACACUCACACAGCUCGCUACGACAUCGCGUUUACACCUCUUAUAAAACAGUACCGUCAGGUUGAGGCUGAUCUGAAGCUCCGCUGUGCAGUAUGAGAGUUAAAACUGAGUCCGUCGCUGGUUUGUUUUGAAUGUCAAAGCUCCAGCUAGCUGAGCGGCUCAUAUUGUUGAUAGCUGGUUGGCUUAGCAGGCUAGCUCGCUAGGCUAACGAAAUGCAACCCAGAUGCAUCAAAAUGCUGGAAACAAGAGUUGUCAUGGAUGAUGAAGAUGGCAGGUGCCUUCUAGAUGUAAUUUGUGACCCAGAAGCUCUCAAUGACUUUCUUCAUGGAUCUGAGACCAUUUUGGACACUGACGACCUAUUGGAUGGUUCGAGUGACCCCUCCAGCUCGUUCUUCUCUACCACUGGGGGCCAUGUACCAGAGGUCCAGCCUGCAGUCCAGCUGUCGGCCAAUGAGCCGGCAGGCCUACCCAGAGUCAGUGUUGACCUGGACUUCCUGGAGGAUGAUGACAUCUUGGGAGGAUCCCCAGGUGGCGAAGGUGGGAGCAAUGGCAUUGGGACAAAUCACGAGCCAUGUGACAUCCUGCAGCAGAGCUUGGCUGAAGCCAACAUCACAGAGCAGAGCUUACAGGAGGCAGAGGCUGAGCUGGACCUGGGCUCCUUUGGAAUUCCAGGCCUCACGCAGGUGGUACAGACACUGCCUGAUACCAGCCUCUCUGGUGCUGGGGGCGCUGCUGUUGGUGUAGGCAUAGGUGUUGGUGUCGGGGGAGCAGCAGCAAUUUUCCCUGGGUCAGCCGCGAGCGCCACUGCUACUCCUCCCCAUGCCACAGCUGACAUGCUGGGGUCAGUGCUUGCUCAGCAGGGCCUUCAACUCCAGCCACAGGUCAUGAACAAGGCCAUUAAUGUUCAGCCAUUUAUGGGAAAUGUGACGCUUCAACCCAUUUCAAGUCUCCAAGCUCUUCCUAAUGGGAGUCAGUCUGGACAUUUGGGUAUCGGACAGAUUCAGGUUGUGGGUCAGCCUACAGUCAUGACUAUCAAUCAGUCUGGGCAGCCAAUCCUGGCUAAAGCCAUGGGUGGUUACCAGCUGCACCAGUCUGGGCCAGAGGUAUCAGGUGCUGGUUCUCAGGCGGGGCUCGGAGGCUCAGGGGGCGGACUUCUGAUCCAAGGUAACAAAGCCACUUUGGGAUCUCCAGCUUUAAAUGGACCGGCUGUUUGUGUCAGCAGCACAAACAGCAGCAGUGGCGUUACAAUGACCGCUCCUGCUGGGCUCGUGGGCUUCGGCAGCACCACUCUAAGUUCAGGAAUCGGACCCCAGACGCAAACGCAAGGCCAAAUCAUGCAGAACGUGAUCAUCCAGCGCACACCAACACCCAUUCAGCCUAAACCCCCUCAGGGGGGAGCCAUCCAACAGAAACUCUUCAAACAGCAACAGCAGCAGCAGCACCCACAGCCAGCACCCCAACCCCUGCAAAACGAUGCCCACAAGGCUCUAGGGCUGCAGCAAAUUCCAGUUUCUGCUGCUCAGAAUGUAGCCUUCCUGACAGGAAAGCCAGGCUCUAAUGUUGUCCUGACUACUCAAGCCACAACACAAGGCCCUCAGUUUCAACAAACCCUGUUCAAGCAACAAGCAGCACAACAAUCGGGCAAGCCUCUCAGUGUACACCUGUUAAACCAACAAGGCAGCAUCGUUAUUCCCUCUCAGACAGUUCUGCAAGGUCAGAAUCACCAGUUUCUCUUGCCACAGCUACAAGCAGGUGGGCAGAUCCUGACCCAGCACCCUGGGGGGCACAUCAUAACUAGUCAGGGUCCUGGUGGACAGCUCAUCGCAAACCAGAUCAACUUGAGUCAGAUGUUGACUUCACAGGGCCACCCUGGGGCUGCCCACAUCCUCUCCGGACCCAUUCAGCUCCAGUCUGGCCAGAUGGGCACACCCACCCUCUUUCAGAUGCCUGUCUCAUUGGCUCAGAGUCAAAACCAGACGCAGACCCAUACUGUCUCAGGUCAUGCCCAGACAGUCAUACAGGGCAUGCCGAUCCAGAACUCCCUGACCAUGCUCAGUCAGGUGGAGGGGCUGAGCCCCGCAGUCAGCCUUCAACCAGCCCUGCAACCUCAGCCGGGUGGAGUCCCCAGCAGCAGCAGCACCGGAGCAGCGACCAUGGCUCAAGGCCAGCCUGGAGAGUGUGUCACCGUGCUGGGUAGCUCCACAGACCAGGCUGCUCAUCCCACUCAGCAGCACGCACCGCAAUCCUCUAUCCUCGCCAUGCAACCGACUUCCUCCGUGUCCACGGCUACCACCGUACCCUGCUCUUCUCCGUCCAUGUCCGUGUCCACCUCUUCCUCUGUCACAGCAGUGGGGCUGGUCCCCCAUCAGGCUCAGCACAGUCCAGGGAGGUUACUGUUCACCAACCAGGGCUCCAGUAUGAUCCUGAGCCAGGAGUCUCUGCAGAUGUUCCUGCAACAGGAGCAGCACCACCAAACAGAGAAUGAGUCAACCCCCUCUGUGGGCGUACCAGCGUCCGUAAUCGUCAGCAGCAACAGCGCCACUGCUCCGGCCCCCACUGUCCAUGACAACCAAUUAAGUGACUCUUGGGUGGGUCAGAGCCACAGCCCUUCCCCUGGCCCUUCCCACAUGACAGCAGUGGUAAAGCAGGUACCCUCCAGUGGACAUCAGCAGUCCCUGAAGAUCCAGGGCAUGCCCACCUCACCGGCAUUGACCACUCACGCCACAGCGGCCCCAGUGGCAGACAGACCCCAGCCUUCCCAGUCUCCUCUCAUUCUGAGCCAGCAGAUCCAGUCGCCUCACCAUCAACAGCAGUCGCGUCCUCCCUCUCAGCCUCAGCCACAGUCUCUAACUCCCUCCCGCUCAUGCACACCUUCAUCUCACCCUCAGCUCUUUAUUGUCCACAACCAAAUGGCAGAGUCCCCCCAACCCGCUCCACAGGGCCAGCCGCAGCAGACGCAGACCCAGCAGACACACAUUCAAGUUCAGCUUCAGCCUCAGCCACGACCGGCCUCUCAGCCUGCCCCUUACCAACAAGAUAUGCCUCCUAUGUCGCAGUCCCCCAAGCCUCUUCCUGCACCACCCGCACAGCACCAGUUUACCGCUCCUCCUGUCAACACGUCUGCCGCUGCUGUAGUUAAAGCCCCGGUUCCCAUCCAGAGCGUGACAGCGGAGCAGCAGCACCACCUGCAAUUAGUAGGAGCGCAAAUUCAGACCCUGUCGGCCAUCACCCAGCCCUCACCUCAGCAGAAGCAGCUGCUGGAGAAGCUACACCAGGUCCAGCAGAACAUCCUGCUGCAGGCCAAGCAGUCUGCUCAGCCUCAGCCUCAAGCCACCGGUCAGUUCAGCUCCCAGCAAGAUGUGCCUGUUGACAAAGUGGUGAUUGCAUCAUCAGCCGGCGCUGGUACACCUGCUCAGCUUCUCUCAGUGCUGCAGCCGACGUCGGUGCUCGUCAAAACUCCUGCUACAGCAUCAAGUGACUUACAGGUAUUCUCAGGAGGCCAAGGGCCAGCUGGAGCUAUGGUGAAUCAGCCUGUCACUCCUGCCAGCCUUACUCAGCCUGCACAGGUUCAGCCAAAGCCAGGGGUGAUCAGCUCGGUCGGAGGGAUGCCUCUGGGGCAAGGUGGGAUGCAGAUGCAGGUGAUAGGAGCUAGUCUUUCUCAAAUGCCUGCUCCACAGCUCCAAGCUCCAGUACAAACUCAGACAACAACAAUGAAGAUGCCUUUCAGUGCAGAGCCCAGCAAAGAAGCCAGGAUGCUAGAACAGCUGAGGAAACAGCAGGGUUCAGUGCUUCACCCAAACUACAGUGCUCCUUUCCACUCUGUUGAGGACACACUGCACAGACUGCUGCCUUACCAUCUCUACCAGGGAACUGCCAACUCUUCUCAAGACUAUCAACAAGUGGAUGAUGAAUUUGAGACGGUCUCCUGCCAACUGCUGAAAAGGACCCAGGCCAUGCUGGAUAAGUAUCGCUACCUGCUCUUCGCCGAGUCGAAAGCGUUUAAACCCGAGCAGAGACUCGGCCCCUCGGCAGAGAUGGUGAUGAUCGACCGGAUGUUCAUUCAGGAGGAGAAGAUAGCGUUGAAUCAGGACAGGAUUUUGGCCAGAGAGAGACCAGAGGAGUUUGUGGCAAACGCGCGCAUGUUGGAGAGUGGAGUUUCAUCCCAACAGAAAUCAUCUUUUGCUGAGGCCACAUCAGUGAGCGGAGGCGUGGCUGCUGCUGUCCCUGCUCCCGCACCUGCAACUCCUGCUCCAGCCCCUCACCCAAACGUCACCCCAAACCCUCCUCCUGCACCCACCCCGUCUCCAUCUCCAGCCCCUGCUUCAGCUCCGGCUCCCGCUCCAGCACCUCCUCCCGCCCCGUCCGCCUCCCCUUUCCCCUCUACCAAACUAGUAAUAAAGCAGGGUGGGGGCGGAGCCUCUGUGUCCUGGUCCAGCAGCUGUCCCCCAACUCCAGCUGCAGCGGGCAGGCUGGCCGACCCCACCGGCCAGAGCUCCUCCUUCGGUCGUGCUCCGGCGGCAUCCUCCUCUUCGUCCUUCAACUCUCAAGCGGCCGACGACGACGACGCUGUCCCGCAGAGAACCAGCAAACCGCCUAUCAAGACCUACGAGGCUCGCAGGAGGAUCGGCUUGAAGCUGAAGAUCAAGCAGGAUCAAACGGGGUUCAGUAAGGUGGUCCACAACACUGCCUUAGACCCGGUGCACACACCUCAACCUCAGCAGAGCAGCCAGUCCGUAUCCCAGCCUCAGACUCAGCCCCAGUUCGAAGCUGCUGUACCGCACCCUAAGUCCCAGCCUCUAUCGACUCCUCCUGCUACAGUCAUCAGAACUCAGUCCCCCGUAUGCACUGCUUCUUCUGCCUCAUCCGUCACCACAGCAACCACUCAGUGUAACCCACCACUGAGAGGUAAUGCUCCCCCCAAUGCAGCCCCAUCUUCCUCUACCUCUUCCUCUCAUACUUGGUCCGCCACCUCUUCCUCCUCGUCCUCCUCCUCCUCCACUCAAAUGAACGGCACGUUGGAUCACCACAACGUGGGUCGGGUCAAACACAAUUCUGCCUCCACUGCCACUCCCUCACAGACAACGUGCCGUCUCCCCCUUCGAAAAACCUACCGGGAAAACAUUAGUCCCCGGGUGAGACCUGGUGUCCCAGGGGGAGGAGACGAAAGCUUGUCCUACCCCAGACCCACACCAUCGCCCCCCAGGCACGAGGCCUCAUCUCCCCCCUCCGAGCGGACAGUUAUAGCCAGCGUGAAGGUGGAGAAAAGAGGAAGGGAGGCCUCGCACACAGAGUCGAGUCACGAAACGGGCCGUUUAGGGAGUGCAAUGCAGGGGCUGGACGAAAUGGACGAGGUGUUUAACCGUGGUAUCAAAACCACACAGCACCAUCAGCCCCUAGACAGGGAGGGAGCGAAGGAGAGAAAGGAGGAGCACACAGACCAAGAGACGGAUGUAAGUAAAUACAAGAGGGCGAGUGGGAAAAAUAGACACAGGGCAGGUGGGACGUUCAGAAUGGACCAGCACGCCCCUGGGCCUCCGUCUCCGGAGUCCUCCUUCACACGAGACUCUUUGCUUCCUGCCAAACGCUGCAAGUCGGACUCCCCCGACAUGGACAAUGCCAGCUUCUCCAGCGGCAGCCCUCCGGAUGACUCUCUGAACGAGCACCUGCAGUGUGCCAUCGACAGCAUCCUAAACCUGCAGCAGGAGCCCUCCGCCCGCGGGCACCACAUUAAAGGGGGCAACAGCAGGUCCCACCAACACCAAAGCCAGCGCCCGGGGGGCUCGGCAGCCUCAUCCCAUAGACCCUCAGUACCGCCCUCCUCCUCUGCUUCCUCGUCCUCCUCCUUGGCCCAGCACCCUCAGGUCGGUGGCCGCGGCCACAACGGCAGCCUGGUGCCCCAGACUCAAAGCAGAUAACAGCCCCUCAGCUCCAGGCCAGACUGACAAAAGGGGGAGCUAAGAGACAGAUUUGGAGGCAGGGGAAAGGAGGGGGGCACUGUGAAAACAGUAUCACUGUACUACUCUGCCAAGCUGUGUUGGCUUUGUUUGUCCAUUUGAAUUGUCCAGACAUUUCUUUGUCAUUUACAUCCUGAGGUAGACCCGUGGUGGAAUAGGCGUGUGGUCAAAAGGUUAAACUGUCAUGCAGAUGUCUGGCAUUUUGUAUGUGUUCUCUCAGCCAAGCUCGAGUAACAAGAUGAAACUGUCAGAGAUUUCUUUCUCCCCUUUUUCACUUUGGAUCUUUUCUUUUUCUCAUUCAGUAAUCAUACAUUCCUUUCAUGUGGCCUGAGCACCAGUCUCUUAAUCCACAUCUCCUGGUUUAAAACGUUGUCUCAAUGAGCAUCAGGCAGCUCAUUUAAACAGUUAAGAUGUCAACAAUUUGUUUGUUUUUUUAACUUGGCUACCUGCAGCUGAGAGACGGAGGAGAUUACAACCAGGUUCCUACUGCAAAACGUCUUCCCUCACCAACCAGAUUUGAUUCUCUUAUCACAAACAUAGUGCUGCCCUACAGAUGCAAACAGCACAUUAGCUAAAUACAGUCUUCAUCAGGAAUAAAUUUCCUUAGUUACACCGCUCACAAGGCAACUACUCCUGGUCUCGAAAAAUCAAUUUGCCUCAGCCUCCCUUAUGCCUGCAUUUCACAUCGCAUGCAUUUUAAAGUGUUGAGAAAAUCAUUUAGAAAAUUUGUGAAGUUGUUUUCCUUUUCAGUUCUCUUGAUGCUGUAGUAUCGUUCUGUUGAGAUGUUAAUGAGAUGUCGUGAGGAAAAUUCUGUUCUUUUUCUGCUUCUAAUGUCACAUGAUUUCCAAGGUUCUUGUUUUUAGACCACACCUCCAAACACACACACGUACACACAUGUACACACACUUGCCCCGCUGUUGCUCAUAAUGCCAGGUUAGGACUUUAUGCAUUUCAGUCAGCAGGGGGCAGGCCGGUUUGAACUGUUUCUGUGUUUCUUCUCAGUCAGUUGGUUUCAUGUUUUCUGCCACUGCCUCCCAUCUGUUUUUUUUUUUUCUUUUUUGGUGGACAAUUCAAACAAACACAGCACAAGCAUUGAGAUGGGAAAAAAAGGAACAAUAAUAAUGUACAAAAAGACCGUAAGAGAAUUUGAAGUAUAGUAUUACAGAUUAAUUUUGUAUUGUAUUUAUUGUGUAUAAUACUUUUUAAAAAGAAAUGUACAUUUAGUAAAACUGUAAAUUAAACCUUGCUUCUUUUAUGAAAA